This is a messenger RNA of Hippoglossus stenolepis (Pacific halibut), 2700 nucleotides long. RefSeq names its product gap junction delta-3 protein-like. Bases 277 to 1119 code for a protein of 280 amino acids. Gene Ontology annotation, cellular component: connexin complex. NCBI's taxonomy places the organism in Eukaryota, Metazoa, Chordata, Actinopteri, Pleuronectiformes, Pleuronectidae. Gene Ontology annotation, biological process: cell communication. The transcript has 2 exons. The record is from RefSeq and is a predicted model, not a curated record.
GGGAGGAGCAUCUGUGACAUGUAGUAGAUUCACUGAGGAACGGGUCAUUUGGAAAUAUGAAUGGGUCUUUGGACUCUGAGGCGCUAUCACUGACUCAGACGCAGGAGCCGGGGACCAAACUUUGACCUGCAGAUCACUCUCACAUUGAGUCAUGAAUUUGGGAUAACAGGAUACUGUAGUUUCUGUUUUCAGCCAGAGGCAGCUUUCACUCUGAGAAGGAAAGGUGGAUAAAUCACCGGACUCCCAAGGAUCCAUACCCAGGACACUGCUGCAAUCAUGGGGGAAUGGGGCUACCUCGGCGGACUCUUCGACACCCUCCAGGCCCACUCGCCGAUGCUUGGCCGUUUCUGGCUCUUGCUCAUGCUCGUGUUCAGGAUACUGAUCCUGGGAACCGUCGCCAGUGACUUGUUUGAUGACGAGCAGGAGGAGUUUGCCUGCAACACCCUCCAGCCGGGCUGCAAGCAGGUGUGCUACGACAUGGCCUUCCCCAUCUCCCAGUACCGAUUCUGGGUGUUCCACAUUGUCCUCAUCGCCACCCCAUCUCUGGUCUUCCUCAUGUACGCCAUGCACCACCACAACAAGAGGGAAAGAUGCUCCCAAUCCAGCAUAACCAGCAGCCAGCAGCAAAGAGAGGACCGGCGCAUACGGAGGCUCUACAUAGUCAACGUGGCCUUUCGCAUAGUGGCAGAAGUUGGCUUCCUGGUGGGCCAGUGGCAGCUGUACGGCUUCAAGGUGGAGGCCCAGUUCCCCUGUAGCCGCUUUCCCUGCCCUUACACAGUGGACUGCUUCACCUCCCGCCCUGCAGAGAAAACCAUCUUCCUCUGCUUCUACUUCAUUGUAGGGGUGAUAGCAGCCGUUGCCAGCUGUGCUGAGUUUCUCUACGGCUCCAUGAAGUGGUUUUGCAAGGGCCAGAAUCCCUUCCCCAAAGAGCGCUCCUGCGACUGCCAGAACCUCCAAAACUACAAGCAAGAGGAGGAGGAGGAGCUGGCCAAAGGAAGGAAGGGGUCACAGAGUGCGCCCGGCAGCGUGAGGCUGAAGGGAGGUUCGCAGAAGAGCAGUCGAAAGGUCUCCAAGCACAGGGGCAGCAAACUUGUGAGCUGCAAGACAUUCAUGGUGUGAGAGAGAGAGAGAGAGCCUUGGGGCUGUCGUCGUGUACGGUCGUCUUUCUCUUUGUUAAUGUAUUGUUAAGUAUCUUUUUAAUUCCUGUAAUUCAUUGCAUUUCAUUCUUAAAGAGUUGAGGAGUUGUUUAUGAUGACACAUCAUGAGGAAAUGCUCGAGAGACAAGACUGAUGAUAAGACGGAUGCGUGCCAGAUAUUCAUUACAGACGACAAAAGACAGAGGAGGGAAACCGUGUGAAUUACUUUCGUUACACAGUGUAACAAUGACUUGAUCUUUGUUUUAAAGAGAACUGAUUGCACAUCCUUGUAUCACAUCCUGUGUGAUGGGAAAACAAACCCUGAAGCAGUAUUUAGAGAACACUGUGUCAUUCUAGUGGUUUUGCACAUUGAAGUCAGAAUUUAUAAAUGACAUUAACUGUCUCUGAAACCUGGAAACCACCUUUAUUUAAACUCUUUCUUAGGAACUAUGCUUAUUCACUUUCCUGCAGCAGCCACAGUUGGUCAGCUUGAAAGACUGGAGACAGGAAAUAUAAUGAAAAUGUCUAAACUCUUCAUGUGGAUUCAUCUGGUGACAGAGGGACUUUGAGUUAAACUGAACUAAGACACUAAACAUUUGCGCAGUAAUUUUACUAAGGUCUUACGUUUGUCUAUCUACAUUUAUCAAUGUAAGAUCGACCAUGUUUGAUAUUUUGGUACAACUUUAUAAUAAUGCACCAUUUAUAAUAAAGGGUUUUAGCUAAUUGUUAUUGUUAAUAGUUAAAAAUGUAUUUGAUAAAACUCUAAAGAUCAGUCAUAAGCCAUAAUUAAAAUCAACUUUUGCAUUACCAGGUUGUGAAAAGUGCCUUUUUGACUUAACCUCUGAUUGGACCGACACCUUCUGCGCUAAAAGGGAUUUUCACAAUUUUUUUUAACCCAAACGUUAUAAUGGCUUGUAACUGGUCUAUAAAUCAAUAAUAACAAUAAUAGAUCAUGAAUAUUAAUAAACUAAUUUGUGAUAACCUGCAAACCUCUCAUAAAAGGUUUAUCAAAAGCAGUUUAUUACAAUGGUAAUUCACUUUUCAGUCAAUCCCAUUAAAAUGGCUGAUUCAGGUUUGUAAUAUUUCAGGUUUGUAACAUUUGUAACCAUGUUUAAAUGUAUGAACAAAUAUUGAUUUCUUCUCUACUGUGAAGUUCAUGUUCCCACAAUUCAGUUGUCAGCUAAAAUGAUAUCAUGCAAUGGCUGCAAAAAAUGGUGGAAACACUUUUAUCCUUCGAUUUUCAUUUUAAAUUCAAAGAGGAAUUACACUGUGAUGUCUCUCUGCUCUAAACGGCUUUGUCAUGUGCAUCAGUGUGAAUGAAAAAACAUGAACCUGUUGUGGAGGAGGUUUUAAUGUCUCCUGGUGACUGUGCAGAUCUCAAUAUAGAGUUUAGAAGACUGUUUUCACAUUCAUCUGUUGAAGAGGGGAAAUCCUGAACCUCAGUUUAACACAAACACGUUAAUACAAACAUUAUAUAUCAUUUACAACACAAUGUAUCUUUGUAUGCAGCUGGAACAUGUGUCCAGCACUUAAACUAUAUAUUAAACAAUUUGCUGCAGAUUCA